CGGGAUCUGGGCGCUAUGAAAAGUGUCUGCCCAGUCACUUCCGGUUUUUCUUCCCCCAAUCCCUCAGCUGCUGCUGCUGCUCAGGAGGUCAGAUCUGCCACUGAUGGUAAUACCAGCACCACUCCGCCCACCUCUGCUAAGAAGAGAAAGUUAAACAGCAGUAGCAGCAGUAACAGUAGUAACGAGAGAGAAGACUUUGAUUCCGCCUCUUCCUCUCCUCCUUUACAACCCAGGGAUUCGGCAUCCCCUUCAACCUCGUCCUUCUGCCUGGGGGUUUCAGUGGCUGCUUCCAGCCACGUACCGGUACAGAAGAAGCUGCGUUUUGACGACAACCUGGAGUUUGUAGGGUUUGAUGCGAAGAUGGCUGAGGAAUCCUCCUCCUCCUCCUCCUCCUCUUCACCAACUGCUGCAACAUCUCAGCAGCAGCAACUUAAAAAUAAGAGUAUAUUAAUCUCUUCUGUGGCUUCGGUGCAUCACGCAAACGGCCUAGCCAAAUCUACCACCGCCUCUAGCUUUGCUAACAGCAAGCCUGGCUCUGCUAAGAAGUUAGUGAUCAAGAACUUUAAAGAUAAGCCUAAAUUACCAGAAAACUACACAGAUGAAACAUGGCAGAAACUGAAAGAAGCAGUGGAAGCUAUCCAGAAUAGUACUUCGAUUAAGUACAAUUUAGAAGAACUCUAUCAGGCUGUAGAAAACCUCUGUUCUUACAAGAUUUCUGCAAACUUGUACAAACAGCUGAGACAGAUUUGUGAAGAUCACAUCAAAGCACAAAUUCAUCAGUUCAGAGAGGAUUCAUUGGAUAGUGUUCUUUUUCUAAAGAAGAUCGAUAGAUGCUGGCAAAACCAUUGCAGACAAAUGAUCAUGAUCAGGAGCAUUUUUUUGUUUCUGGAUAGAACUUAUGUUCUUCAGAAUUCAAUGCUACCAUCUAUAUGGGACAUGGGACUGGAGUUGUUUAGGGCUCAUAUUAUAAGUGACCAGAAAGUCCAGAAUAAGACAAUUGAUGGCAUUCUUCUCUUGAUUGAGAGAGAAAGGAAUGGUGAAGCUAUUGACAGAAGUUUACUCCGAAGCCUUUUAAGCAUGCUCUCUGAUUUGCAAAUUUAUCAGGAUUCUUUUGAACAACGAUUUUUGGAAGAAACUAACCGGCUCUAUGCAGCCGAAGGCCAAAAAUUAAUGCAGGAAAGAGAGGUUCCUGAAUAUCUUCAUCAUGUUAACAAACGUCUAGAAGAAGAAGCAGACAGACUUAUUACUUACUUAGAUCAGACCACCCAGAAGUCAUUAAUUGCUACUGUAGAAAAACAACUUCUAGGUGAACACUUAACAGCAAUUCUUCAAAAAGGUUUAAAUAACCUCCUUGAUGAAAACCGAAUUCAAGAUUUAUCUCUCCUGUAUCAGCUCUUCAGUAGAGUUCGAGGUGGUGUUCAGGUUCUAUUGCAACAGUGGAUCGAAUACAUUAAGGCAUUUGGCAGCACUAUUGUAAUUAAUCCUGAAAAAGAUAAAACUAUGGUUCAAGAAUUGCUGGAUUUUAAAGAUAAGGUUGACCAUAUAAUUGAUAUCUGUUUUCUGAAGAAUGAAAAAUUUAUCAACGCCAUGAAAGAAGCAUUUGAAACCUUCAUUAACAAAAGACCAAACAAACCUGCUGAACUUAUAGCUAAGUAUGUAGAUUCGAAGCUCCGCGCAGGCAACAAAGAAGCAACAGAUGAAGAACUUGAAAAAAUGUUAGAUAAAAUUAUGAUCAUAUUUAGAUUUAUCUAUGGUAAGGAUGUUUUUGAGGCCUUCUAUAAGAAAGAUUUAGCCAAGCGCCUGUUAGUUGGGAAGAGUGCAUCUGUAGAUGCUGAAAAAUCAAUGCUGUCCAAACUUAAACAUGAAUGUGGAGCUGCUUUCACCAGCAAACUUGAAGGAAUGUUUAAAGACAUGGAACUUUCUAAAGACAUCAUGAUUCAGUUCAAACAGUAUAUGCAGAACCAGAAUGUACCUGGGAAUAUUGAAUUAACUGUGAAUAUCCUGACGAUGGGUUAUUGGCCAACAUACGUGCCUAUGGAAGUCCAUUUACCACCAGAGAUGGUAAAACUUCAGGAAAUUUUCAAGACAUUUUACCUAGGCAAACAUAGUGGCAGGAAACUUCAGUGGCAGUCGACUCUAGGACACUGUGUACUAAAGGCAGAAUUUAAAGAGGGUAAAAAAGAACUCCAGGUCUCUCUCUUUCAAACACUGGUGCUGCUAAUGUUUAAUGAGGGAGAGGAGUUCAGUUUAGAAGAGAUCAAGCAGGCUACCGGAAUAGAGGAUGGAGAAUUACGGAGAACACUGCAGUCGUUGGCCUGUGGCAAAGCUAGAGUUCUGGCGAAAAAUCCAAAGGGCAAAGAUAUCGAAGAUGGUGACAAAUUCAUUUGUAAUGAUGAUUUCAAACACAAACUUUUCAGGAUAAAGAUCAAUCAAAUUCAGAUGAAAGAAACGGUUGAGGAACAAGCAAGCACUACAGAAAGAGUAUUUCAAGACAGACAGUAUCAAAUUGAUGCUGCAAUUGUUCGAAUUAUGAAGAUGAGAAAGACACUUAGCCACAAUCUCCUUGUUUCAGAAGUGUACAACCAGUUGAAAUUUCCAGUAAAGCCUGCUGACCUUAAGAAGAGAAUAGAAUCGUUAAUUGACCGGGACUACAUGGAAAGAGAUAAAGAAAAUCCCAACCAGUACAACUACAUUGCGUAAAAUGUUGGCCUUGGAGCAUUGAUGUAAUAAGCAGUAGCCAGUGGAUAAACUAACCUGUUGAUCCUCUAUUGUCUGACUUCUUUUAUACUACCGAUGACCAAAUGAAGCAGUGUAAUGGAAAUAGUUGAGUGGACUUUUCCAGUGGUUAACAUGCCCAUUUAAAGAGUAAUACUUACCUUUAAGAAGAAUGUUGUUGAACUCUUUGCAUGUUAUUUAGUAUGAUGUGCAGAAAACUCUUAAGAAAGUACCUGGUCUUCAUGAUUCCUCGUUGGAACUGGGGAAGAGGUCCCUAUGGCUAUUAAAAAAGGAGGGGGGAUUCUUAUACACCAUUAAUUAUGAAGCAAAAGGUUUAUUUGCUUAAAAUGUCAUUUAAAGAUACUUAAACUGCAUGCAAACUUUAUUUACUGUACAGAGUUCUGGAUGUAUUUAUCAAAUAGAAAAACCACCCUGGACUUGGUUGUUCACUUGUUUUGUGAUUUCCCUUGAAAAGAAAAAUAAGUUGUGAUAGCUAUUGAUAUUUUACUAAGUAAUGUUCUGUUACACUGAAAGGGAUCUUUUAAAAAAACUUAUUUGGAAACAAGUUUUCAAGUAGAGGGACAGUUGCUUACAUAAUCUCUUAUAUAUACACAUCCUAAAAUUUUCCAUUUAUGACUCUGGGAUGUGUAUAUGGCUUAGCCCUGAGUUUACCGUGCUGAUUAACAGGUACUUAUAAAAAUAGCUGAAAUAGAAAAUUGCUGAUCAGUUGUACUAGAAGAACAUGGUAGGAGAGAAAAAUCCAACUUUCUUCAUAUUAAAAAUGAAUACAAUACGAACAUCGCAAAAGAGACCAAAACCGACGUUUUGUAAAUUUUUACAGGAACAAAAGUUCAUCAAUUAGUUUUCAACUUCCUUUAAUGUUGUUUGCACAGUUUUGUCUUUAACUUGGACCAAUUGUAGAUUGUUACAGGCGUCCUAGGAUUUAGCAUUCCUAUUUUCUCUACCAAAGUUUAUUUUGGAAGCACCCCAACUCUUUUUGUUGGUGAAUGAGCCUUUCCUGUUGAGAUGUAAAAGUCCUUCCUGGUUUUCCCCACACACCCCCUAGCUGGGAAUUUUGAAUUCUGUUUCAUGCUGAUCUCAUUCCUUUCAAAAUUGCUUGAAGACAAGAGUUCUCAUAGCCACUGGACACCUGCUUUUUAGGGGAGUGUCCUAGAAUUGUUCAUACAUAGAAAAUAGCAAAAGUUUUUUUCUUCAAAUUGAUAAUGUGAGUAAAAGGAUUCUCUUUACCAUCACUGGUUUUUUAGUUUUGUGUGGCUUUUUGUUUUUUGAGGGUUUUUUUUGCUUCCUUGUUUGUUUUUCUUUGAAGCUCUGAAGGGAAUUGAUCUAGGAGGAGAAGCAGAAAAUUUUGUUUUGAUUUUGUUAAAAAUAAGAACAGCUUUAAGGUUUAUUUUUUUCCCCAAAGCCCCAGUAGAUAGUUGUAUGUCACAGUUGCACAUCCUUCUAGUUGCUGUAUGUGGGAUGCGGCUUCAGCAUGGCCGGAGAAGCAGUGUGUCGGUGCGCGCCGGGCAUCUGAAGCUGGGCCGCCAGCAGCAGAGCGCGCGCACCUAACCGCCAAGCCAUGGGGCCAGCAGAACAGCUUUAAUACUUUUUGCAACAGUAUAUUUCUUUGACUAUUUGGAGCCAUUAGAAAGAAUACUUAAGUCCUAACCGUCAGCUGAGGAGACUUUGGCUCUUGUGUCUGCUGUCAGUUGUUUUCUUGAAUUCUCAAAGACCUGUGACCAGUUAUUAAAACAAGUUGCCUGUUUCUCUCUUAAUUGCAUCAACUUGCACACUGUUGUUUAACAAUAUGUGGUAUUUAGAAUGCCUUCCUAAUUCUUUUUGAGCAGCCGUUGCCUAUAUUUUCUCAACUCCUCCCUGGUUUCCUUACAUGAGCUCAUCUGACAAGAAAAUGCAGCUAUCGUUUGCUGUCUCUCUGUACUGGACCAUUGACUUCAAUGUUCUAACUCAUCCCUGAUGGUCUCUGAGAUACGUAGACUGUUCUAUAAGGCUUGAUAGUUACACUCAAGGAAUUUUUAGGUAGAAUCGGUCCUGUUAUGAGGAGACUCUUGGUGUUACCUUUGUUAUCUUGAAAGCUGGUCCCUUCCCUGAGGCUCUUAAUUUUUUGAAAACUUGAUGCUGUUUCAGCUGAAGAAUUGGCAAGACUAUUAAAAGAAGUUGAGGGGAGCUGUUUAAGAAAUUGACAAGUCAUUGCAAACAACAUUGGAUAAUUGUGAUUUUUAGUUCUUGUUCUGUAUCAGUUGAAUUUUUGUGCUCUUUUCCCUGUGUACGUGGUGGUUCUAUUUUUCUCCAAUAAAACUUUUAUUUAAAAAAAG
Molecule: messenger RNA, 5048 nt
Organism: Diceros bicornis minor
Lineage: Eukaryota; Metazoa; Chordata; Mammalia; Perissodactyla; Rhinocerotidae
Gene: CUL4B
Product: cullin 4B
Exons: 21
Coding region: 16-2700 (894 amino acids)
Biological process (GO): DNA damage response; ubiquitin-dependent protein catabolic process; protein ubiquitination
Cellular component (GO): Cul4B-RING E3 ubiquitin ligase complex
Molecular function (GO): ubiquitin protein ligase binding
Source: RefSeq, a predicted model, not a curated record